UUGUUUACAAAGACUGAAGGGUCAAAAUUGAUAGUGAUUCAUAGCACAGAUGCACAAAUUUUAAAAUGCACGGGUUCAGAAUGAAAGAAAGCUCAAAGCAAAUGUGAAAAACAAAGUUCAAAACAUUGUGAAAAUAUAUGAGAACAAUAUUUUCGCUCUUGGAUGCAGCUGUGCAUGUCGACCAGGGUCCGUUUCCUCCAUCCCUCUGUGAACUAGCUCAGGCCUAACUGAGUCCAGUUUCCAGUGUCUGCUUCUUCAGCCGAAAUAUCCUGAUUCCUGCUCCAUGAAGCUGGGUUAGUGCCUGAAAGCAUCAGCAUGGAAAUGUUGAAAAUAGAGCAAGUAAUUGUUGGAAGUGAGAUGAGAUCCACCUCAACGGAGAUCAAGUCUGAGCCCGCGGACGUCCCUCUGCAGUCCUAUCAGCAUGAGAGUCUACAGUGUUUUCAGUGCUUCAUCACCUUCUGUAACGCCAAAGCCAAGGAGAGACAUAUGAGGAAGAGUCAUCGGGACCAGUACAAACAGCAGCUGCAGCAGACUAAUACACUCUUCACUUGCUACAAGUGUGACAAGUGCUUCUCCUCCUCUGAUGAGCUCAGCCAGCACCAGGCCACCCACAGCAGAGAGGAGAAACCCUUCCGCUGUGCUUACUGCUGCAAAAACUUCUUCACCUUCACCGAGCUGAACAAACACAGACGACAUGAGUGCAUUGAACGACGAUGUCCAUGCAGGGACUGUGGUGCGUUGUUUCCUAGUCCCUCACGACUUCGCAACCAUCGCAUUGCGGUGCACCCACAGCGCCCAGUAGUGGCAGAUGACAUUAACACUUACCAAUGCUGCAAAUGUGGUUGUGGCUUCCAGACAGAAGAAGAGCUCCUGAAGCACCAGGAGAAAUUUGCUGGUGAUCUAAAUUGUGAUGUAAAACCGCAGGGCAAAAGACGUGGCCGUAAACCCAAGUAUGCGGCCCAAACAGAGGUGGCUGAUAUCAAGAAGAUCAAGCAAGAAGAGGACACAGAGGAAAGCACAGGAUGUGGUGAUUCUAUAACAGAGGGAUGCCCCUCCAACGAUCUGCAAACUGAGCUCAAGAUUCCUUGUCCUGAAGCCAACUGUGACCUCCUAUUUCCGUCUGUUGCAGCCCUGCGGGCACACAAAAGGGACAUCCAUGGGCCUCCCACUCGCAAGGCUCACACAUGCACAGAGUGUGAUGAGAGUUAUGCUCGGUCUGAGCAGCUGAAAGCACACAUGGCCAGGGCUCACUGGUCUGAAUACACCUGCCCCACCAGUGGAAACAGCUUUGAACAGGAGAGCAUGCUAAAGACCCAUCAGAACACCCACACUGAAGGAGAGGAGGUAGCGGAACAAAGAUAAUGUUUGAGGGAAAAAAGACUGCAACUUCAUCCUACAUCAUUCAUUUAUACAGCUGUCAGAUUAUUUCUGUAACAUUCUCCUUAGUGUAGGUAGAUUUUUAUGUGAAACUUUUAGGGUGAGAGCUUUAGAAUCACGGUUAUGCAACACAGUUGAAUUAUGGAGGAUCUGUAAAUAAUUAUGACUUAUGUCUAUUGCAAGCUCAUGUCACAAGGGCCUUUUUGCUGUUUGUAUUACCUCUAUUGUACAUGAAAUGUUUUAUAUUCAUACUCACUGUAGAGUCCCUCACAUGUGGGAAUGUUUCAUAUUUAACUGUACUAUUUUAUUUUCAGGAAGACACAUAAUGGUGACAAUUACAUGAAGAAUGUAUUGUCCUAAACAGAAUAAAAUCCAAACUUUGUUAAAUGUGCCAAGGUAUAGGUUACUGUACUAUGGGACUUUAUGGUGAAAUACUUAAAUUACUCUUUUACUCCAAAGUAAGUAGUUGUUGAAUUAAACAGCACUUACAUUUCUGUGCUAUCUUUGGUGGUCACCUUGUGUGAGUGUGUGUAUGAGUGGGUGAAUCAGAGGCAACAUUUAAAGUGAUGUAUUGGAAAAAAAAAUCACAGGUAAUAGUUGGUUACUAUUACCUGUGCAGUCAGUGAUGCCAUGGAAUAUUCCAUGAGAGAUUGUUUUUGUUCUCUAAAGAAUAAAAAUACUUUACAUUCAA
Molecule: messenger RNA, 2068 nt
Organism: Scatophagus argus
Lineage: Eukaryota; Metazoa; Chordata; Actinopteri; Scatophagidae
Product: oocyte zinc finger protein XlCOF6-like
Exons: 6
Coding region: 316-1362 (348 amino acids)
Biological process (GO): regulation of DNA-templated transcription
Molecular function (GO): DNA-binding transcription factor activity, RNA polymerase II-specific; RNA polymerase II cis-regulatory region sequence-specific DNA binding
Source: RefSeq, a predicted model, not a curated record